This is a messenger RNA of Rhodotorula graminis WP1, 299 nucleotides long. RefSeq lists its product as uncharacterized. The record is from RefSeq and is a predicted model, not a curated record. Gene Ontology annotation, biological process: nucleotide-excision repair, preincision complex assembly; transcription initiation at RNA polymerase II promoter; nucleotide-excision repair. Gene Ontology annotation, cellular component: transcription factor TFIIH holo complex; transcription factor TFIIH core complex. NCBI's taxonomy places the organism in Eukaryota, Fungi, Basidiomycota, Microbotryomycetes, Sporidiobolales, Sporidiobolaceae. The annotation marks the transcript as partial. The transcript has 4 exons.
GAUGGUCAAGGCAACUCGCGGCGUCCUCGUAACCUGCGACCCGGCGGUCAAGCAGAUCUUGCUGCAGCUCGACCAGGAGGAACGACCGAGCCAGCGGUUCCUGAUUGCCGACCUGGACGAGACGCACGUCCUGAUUGCGCCCGACGCGGUCGAGCGAGUGCGAGAGAACCUCGAGGAGGUGCUCGAGAAGAACCACUACAACCCUCUGGCUGCCGAGGAGGAGUAGCUCGUCAUCGUCUCUCGUCUCGUCUUGAUCUGUUGUAGCUCUCCCCUCGUCGCGCAAUCGCAGUCGUGCCUGU